Messenger RNA from Ictalurus punctatus (channel catfish), 1383 nucleotides. Its product is annotated as endonuclease domain-containing 1 protein-like. Lineage: Eukaryota; Metazoa; Chordata; Actinopteri; Siluriformes; Ictaluridae. The transcript has 2 exons. The record is from RefSeq and is a predicted model, not a curated record. The coding region runs from base 102 to 920 and encodes 272 amino acids. Gene Ontology annotation, molecular function: nucleic acid binding; metal ion binding; hydrolase activity.
ACGCCUGCCUCGUGUUGUCUGUAUAAAGUCUCUGACUCUGAGACUCUUCUGCACUCGUCGUUCAGUGAACAUUGUGUUCCUCUGCUACGUCUGCGUCCAUCAUGAAGCUCCUCAGUGUGGUUCUCCUUCUGCUUCCACUCUCGCUCUGUUUGGCUAGAGUUGUGAAUGAUUUUACUAAGAGCUGUCCAGGGUUCUUCGCUACUCCGAAUGAUGUCGUUUCUCCUCCCACGGGUUUUACUGGGGAUCGCUUUAAACGGAUCUGUCAAACUCUAAAUAAUAAAGCUGAAUUCGCGACACUUUAUGACACGACGUACAGGAUCCCAGUUUACUCAGCAUACAGGUUUACCGGACGAGUGGACUGUAAUAGAACAACUAGGAACAACUGGUAUAUUGAACCUCAGCUGGAAGAUGGAAACUUGGGGCCAAACAUGGCUACUGAGUCUGCUGUGAGAAAUAUAGUUAAUCAGGCUGUAAAUGCCGAUUACGCCGGGUCUCCCUAUGAUAGAGGACACCUGGCUCCAGUUUUCCAUGCCGCCUCACAGAGCUGUUCUGAUGCCACCUUCACUCUGACUAACGCUGCUCCACAGAAUUUAUCAUUCAACCGCGGGCAGUGGAAGGUGACAGAAAGAAAAAUGGCUGUUUCUCUGAAUGAAUCUUGCCGUAAUGUAGGCCUGAGUGCAUUUGUAGUAACUGGGGUUGUGCCGGGUAAUUAUAAAAUGAAUAACAGAGUGCAAAUUCCCAGUCACUUCUGGACGGCAUUCUGCUGCCUUGAUAACAAUAAUAUACCCAGACGCUCAGGUGGAUAUAUUGGAGAAAAUAUAAAUAAUGUUGUAUCUGGCCCAAUGACCAACAGAGAUCUUGAGCGUCAAUUAUACAAUCUGUAUGGGAGAACUGUCACUUUGUUUGGUGGUCGAUGUUAGAUGCAGAAUAUGGAGAAAAGCGUGAACUAUCUGUGUUAACACGGCUGUAUCGGGGACAUUUCUGUAGCAUCAUACCUCCUUUUAAUUUCACUUUGUUUCCUCGACGACGCGACAAUUUCAAACACAAAAUAAAACAAUAGAAAUGCAAACAGCUGGAAAGGGGAAACACGCCGCACGAAAGCGUCAAAAGCAGGAACGAUGUUGAACUAGUGGAAAGUCCGAGUGUUGAAUGGUUUCAGCGUCUGUCCUGUAUGUUUCCCAUUCAGUGGAACAACUUCUACACACAUACACUUAAAAAAAUGAAAACUAAUCAGAAAUCACUCAUGUGUUGAUUGACAUGUUGUUGUACUUUUAAUCAGUUUAUUUCUGUCACUAAAUUGGGAUCAGAUCAUUUAUUAUUAAUCACUGAAUUGCAGUUUGAUUUUCUGCAGAAUUCUACAUCAAUAAAGAGCAUCCAAUUAAA